Messenger RNA from Sitodiplosis mosellana (orange wheat blossom midge), 3606 nucleotides. RefSeq names its product zinc finger protein 729. The record is from RefSeq and is a predicted model, not a curated record. Gene Ontology annotation, cellular component: nucleus. NCBI's taxonomy places the organism in Eukaryota, Metazoa, Arthropoda, Insecta, Diptera, Cecidomyiidae. The transcript has 7 exons. The coding region runs from base 162 to 3575 and encodes 1137 amino acids. Gene Ontology annotation, biological process: regulation of transcription by RNA polymerase II. Gene Ontology annotation, molecular function: RNA polymerase II transcription regulatory region sequence-specific DNA binding; zinc ion binding; DNA-binding transcription factor activity, RNA polymerase II-specific.
ACGUUCAACCGUACGUCAAAAUAACGAGAGAGGAAUACAACAAACAGAGCUAGUUAUUUAUGAGUUUGUUGUGUGUACGGCUGUCAGAUUCUCAGUGUACUAAGAAUAUUUUUUAAUAAAUUCCCAAAUUUCGUACGAUCUUCACUUAUAAAUAUGUCAAAAUGCUCGAAGAUCUGGAGGAAGAUACACACUUGUGCAUAAAGUGCAGUCACACAAUAGUCGGUCUGGAGGAAUAUAUACGUCAUCGAAAGAGCCAAUGUAGCAAAAGUGUUUCAUCCGCCGCAUCGUUGAACCGUGAAAUAAUCGACACUAAUCAUUCGUAUCGAUCGUUUGAAUUCACUGAACCGCCAUCUGUUAAGCACGAUAAGCAAUUUAGCUUUAAUUAUGAAAUUGAAUCCGUUCACCCCGACCACGAAGAUUCACACGACGAUGUUGUUGUGUCGACGGCCGGCAUAUUGCCAUCGCCAAUGCAUCAAUCGGAGAAAGUUGCCAGCGACUACAAAACAGAUCCAAAUAAAUCGCUAUCGGAAAGUUAUGAUUAUAACUAUGGUUUGGGCGCUGAUGUUUUUUUCUCGCUGCUCAAUUUGCAGAGUAGUUCAAAAUCGAAAACGCAAACGGUUACGGCAAAUGUUUCCGCCGAUGGUGCAAGUUCUUCGUUAAUAAAAGAUAGCGAUAAAAUGUUGCAUCGAAAGCAAACGGACUCGGGUGGUUUAUCGCACAGUGAGCAUAUAGAUGAUUGGAUUAACAGUGGUGCUUCGACCAGUGGCACCGAUAAACUUAUGAAAGCAGUGAAUGCCAUUAGCGGAACAAAGAAACAUGUAUACGAUUCACCUCAAUACAAUUACGAUUACACACAUGGUUCGCCGGAGCACAAUUACGAUGAUGACGAUGAUGAAAUCGAGGAGGAUUUGGUCGAAGAUGUUGAAGAUGUUCCCCCGCACACUCAUACUGGCGGCAAGUGGAAACCCUCGGAAAGAAAUCGUUCAAUGCACACCGCAUCACGAUGGUAUGAGCGUUGGGAUAUUCCCGAAGAAAAUAAUCAACUGCCAUUGACGUCAGCAACGGCCGCGACCGGAUCAAAUGAAGAACUCGCUGAAAAUGCAGACGAAUUCCAACCACCACCGAGCCAUACAAAAGGCAAAUGGGUGCCCGGCACAAAAAUCAUUAAACUCGAUUACAAACACAAAGAGCGUCACGAUUCCGAAACAUUUACCGAACAAUUUUUGUGUCGAACUUGUAAUCGCAAGCUUUCGUCGCGAAUCGUUUAUGAACGACACCUAAGGUCAAAAUUGCACAUGAAACGCUCUCAACCAGAAAAUGAACUGGAACAGGCAUCGUUGCCACUGCCGAACAUUGAAGAGAUUGUUGGCAAAAAAUGCUCCGCCAAUUUGGACACACAAAUGAAACGAAAGCGAAAAAGAAAGGACGAAAUUGCAUACAUCAAAGAGCACCCGUUUAACGCAGUUAAGAAGCGGAAUCGUCGCUUUAAUUACAUUAAAUGCGGCGUGUGCAAAACGCGAUUACGUACAUUCAUCUAUGGGAAACAUUUAAUUUCACAUUAUCAUUACCGACGAAUGUUUAAAAAUCCAACGGAAUCGUAUGCUACGAUAUUGGAUAAUAUUCAUCGAAUCGUACUUCAAUCACCGUAUCAAUGUCAACCAUGCCGAUUUUAUGCAAACACCCAAGAAAUGUUUCUGCGCCACUGGGAUUCGGAUGAACAUUUUGAAACGGUUUCCGCUGUCAGUGGACAAUUUUGGUGUGCAUUUUGCAAAUUCACUUGCGAUAGUAACGAAGAUAUGCGUGCCCAUUUGGUCGGCAUGGAUCAUCAGGAAGUGGCUAUGGCCAUUAAUAGGUCAGUGCCGAUAAUUUGCCGCAAAAAGAGUCUUAUCCAAUGUGAUGAAUGCAAAGAAGAGUUUUCCUUUAACAUCGAGCUGCGUAAGCAUGCACCCAACUGCACGGGAUCGAAGCCAUCACUCGGCACAGCAUCAGAUCAAUACCAGGGAAAGUUUUAUUGCUCCACUUGUAAGGAAUGUUUCGCAUCAAUCGUCGCAUAUCAACGACAUGCAACCUCCGUUCAUUCAACAAAAUCCUAUUUGUGUGGCCCAUGUGGUCAAUCCUUUCCGGAAUUGGAAGCAGCGAGGCGACAUCGCGUUUCGGCUGAGCAUAAAGUUCAAGCGGCCCGCAUAAAAGCAAAGAAAACUUUGAAACGUAAAUGUGUGGUGUGCGGCGAAAUGCAAGAUGAUUUACUUUUGCUCAAAGAACAUUUAAAGCUUGUCCAUCCAGAGCACAGUUACUCGUGCUAUUUUUGCGCACAGAAAUUCAUUCUACCACAAGAGUUAAGCCGUCAUAUUCGAGACAAAGUGUGCAGAACCGAUGACAAGCCACCGUGCAAUGAUGUAUGUCACGAAGGCGAUGAUUUGAAUCCAAUGUCACUUCUAGAGUUGCCCAUAAUUUCGGAUAUCUCACAAGAUGAUGGAGUAACCAAUCUGAUUGUUACAUCACAAAAUGAUCCGUCGACGUCAGUCGAUGCAACCGCAGCAGAGUCCCUAGUUCAAGAAAAUUAUCUAAUCAUUGAGCACGCAACUGAAUUAGAUUUGGCCCAAAGUCAGCUUCAAUUGAAGGACGAAGCCGGCCCAUCAACCGAAGUGGAGCAUAAAAUUCUUUGGGGAUGCAAACAGUGCGAGUUUCGCACACCGACUGAAGCCGAGUGCAUAUUCCACGAGAUGCUACACAAAUGGAACAUCUGUAACGACAAUAAAAUUCCAUGUCCAAUUUGUAAUCGAACAUUUGGAAAGAAUUCACUGCGUUGUCACUUGCGAUUGCAUACAAACGAACGGAUUUUCCAAUGCGAUCAAUGCGAUUUGAAAUUUACGCGUAAAGCUAACCUUAAAGAGCACAUCCAACGUAUUCAUUUGAAGCAGAAGAAGACCGAUCCGAAGAAGCAGCCGUCAGCAUUGAAUCGACUGAAGCAGAAAAGUUCAUCGUCGCCACACCACCACCAGCAUCUGAAGAAUGAACAAUUAUUUGAAUGCUCAAUAUGCGAAAAGAGAUUUUGGAAGAAGAGUUUACUUGAGCAGCAUAUGCAUUGUCAUCGUGAAAUGGUGUCCGUUAAAGUGUUUGAAUGCCCGGAAAAGGGUUGCUUAUUCAGCGGACGUAGUGCAGCCGAACUGCGUGUACAUCAGAACACUCAUUCAGACGAGAAGAACUAUCAUUGCACCGUAGAUAAUUGCAGUUAUAAAACGAAAACUAACGCAUUGCUUAACAGACACAUCAAGUCUCAACAUCAAACCGACUCCAUUCAAUUAUUAUGUCCCCAUUGCGAUUUCCAAACAAAAGUUUCGAGCCAUUUGAAACGACACGAACGUAUUCACAGUGGAGAUAAGCCAUUUGCCUGUCCACACUGCGAUUACGUUUCCAACAAUCCGGAAAAUUUACGUAAACAUGUGAUCAAAUCAAACAAACACCCUGGACGAUGCUUGUAUGAGUGUCAAACAUGUUUGGCACCACCGUUUGCUACGAAUAAUUCAAAAGAAUACAAAUUUCAUCUUGUUUCUGUGCAUAAAGAGAAGAAAUAAAAUUGAAGAUACUUUCAAUGAACAAACCUCA